Aspergillus sclerotioniger CBS 115572 is the source of this 399-nucleotide messenger RNA. RefSeq lists its product as uncharacterized. The transcript has a single exon. The record is from RefSeq and is a predicted model, not a curated record. The coding region runs from base 1 to 399 and encodes 132 amino acids. Lineage: Eukaryota; Fungi; Ascomycota; Eurotiomycetes; Eurotiales; Aspergillaceae.
AUGCGACUGAAGGUUGUUGACCAGGAGUGCUACAACACUGGGGUUAAGCAAAUCAACAAACGUGUGGAGAUAGUAACUGUGGACCUCACAAUUAACGAUCUCAUGAACAUGAUCGUUGAUAAUGGCUAUGACAAAUACACGUAUGUGGACGAUGGUUAUCCUCAAAAUGCCAGGUACUGGUUUAUAACGGUGUUGGAGUACCUACUGUGGAGUGGGAAAAUACAAGACGGAGGUUUCGAAGCAAUCAAUGCUUUGCGGUCGGUUUGGAAAUCGCAGAAUGACGAGAUUGCGGCUGUGCAGAUUGCGGAACCUUUACAGGGGAUUUUCUAUGCUCGUGAUAUUAACCGAACUCUUCAGAUGAGCGGUUCGGCACAUCCUGGCGGUGGGAAUGUGGUUUAG